GGCUCGCAGGCAGACAGUAACCUGCACGAGGUAUGCAAGCGAGCCGCGGCAAAACUGGGCCUAGCGUGGCCCGCGGCCCAGGAUUCAGAGGGAGCAGAGAGGGACCUUUAUGACGGGAAAAGGCUACCGCCUGCUCUAACCACAACGAGACAACUCCUACCCGCCGUGCCGGCGUGCAUGAAGGAGAUGUCCCGCCAUUGGGGUAGCCCCUUUAAGAGCAAGCUCCCGACCAAGGGAUGCUCUAAACUUGAGAUCCAAGGAAUGGGAGAGCUGGGGCUGACCGGACCCCCAGCGAUAGAGUCUUCAGUGGCCUAUCACCUCCAUCCAUAUCGUCGAUCUAUUUCUGCCUCUUCCCAAAUUUCGCUGCCGAACAAGAUGGAGCGCCUGACCGCGUCCAUCUAUCAGAGGAUGUACAAGUAUGCGGCGCAGUCAGUGUGCUCGCUGAACGCGGUGACUUUACUGUCAGCGUACCAGGCGGAGAUUUUGGAGGAGAUGGGGCGACAAUUAGAUACAGGAGUGCCGAACCCAGCUCUCUGGGACGAGAUAUGUGUGGUAAAUGACCUAAUUCUCCGCUCUUCUCGUGGCGCGGUUCAGGGCUGUGGCCGUGUUAUGGGCUUGGCCGUUUCAGGUGAGAGAGCGUUAUGGCUGAACCUGUCUGGUUUAGGCGACGCUCAAAAAGCUGAGGUGAUGGACGCUGCGUUCGACCCAACUAAGGGCCUUUUCGGACCAGCUCUCGAGAAAAUGAGAGAAACCAGCACCCUCAGGAAACAGGAGGACGAGGCUUUUAACCUCUGUUUACCGCGCAAGCAAACACCGCGACCACCCUCUCAGCCAGCACGGCAAGGUUUUGCAGCAGCCGCUGCGGCGAGAGGAAGGCAGACGGGAGCUAGGAGUGUGAGACCGCCUCCCAGCGGACAGCAAGUGGGCUAUCGUCCGAGAUCUGAUGGCUCCGGACCCGGGGGGAAACAUUCAUUUGCGGCCGCGGCGGCGAGAAACCGCCCACCCCACCCCGAGGAUCGGAAGAAGAAGCGUGCGACCUGACACGCGAAUGUUCCCCGUCACUUCUCUCUCCGCCCGCAAAGAGAAAGAGGGGGUCCAGCCCUGUUGUUCUCAGUUCAGUAAGGGCUCCAGCUAUAAGCAAUCAAGUUCAAAACGUUCUCAAGUGUCACCAAGCACUUACACUGGGUUUUCAAACGCCCAUCAGUUCAGGGGAAUGUUUAAUAAAAAAUGCAUUAUCGCAUCCAGGCCACAGGCUGAGGGCGACGUGCUCCCCCAACUCAUUAAACACAAUAAAUGUUUCACUAUCGCAGCCAGGCAGUCAGCCGAGGGCGAUAGAUUGCAAAAAAAUCCAAACAUUGAGAUGUGUAUCCCUAGCCUCUCCGCUGGAGGGAGCGCGCGCACCUCCAGAAGGGGUCAGCGCGGAGACGGUAAUGACGUCAUCAAAACGCGCCGGCGUUGGGGAAGUAUACAGGGGACCUCUCUCGGCUCGCAUACUCAGUUGGCGCGCAUGCGCAGCUCAUCCGUGGGUUGUAAACACGAUUUCACGGGGAUACAGGCUUCAAUUUGCCAUGAAACCACCCAGAUUCAAUGGUAUAAUAGCCUCAGCGGCCGAGGGAGAGUCAGCUCGCGUCCUGACGGCCGAGAUAGACUGUCUUUUAGAAAAACGAGCCAUCAGAGUAGUGCCAAAGGAAGUGAGCUGUCAGGGCUUUUAUUCCCGUUACUUUGUGAUCCCAAAGAAGGGGAGCAUAUCUCUGCGUCCAAUUCUAGAUCUCCGUGUGUUAAACAAGCACCUACGGAAAUAUUCAUUCAAAAUGUUGACACACAAGACACUUUGUCGAUCCAUCCGCCAGAACGACUGGUUUGUGACGAUCGAUCUGUCAGACGCGUAUUUUCACAUAGAUAUUUACCCGUCUCACAGGAAGUAUCUCAGGUUUGCUUUUCGAGGCACUGCUUACGAAUUUCAGACAAUGCCCUUUGGUCUGUGUCUAGCACCAAGAGUAUUCAGCAAAUGUGUGGAAGCAGCACUUUUCCCAUUGAGAAACAGGGGGAUAAGAAUACUGUCGUACAUAGACGAUUAUCUGAUUUGCGCCUCGUCGAAAGAGCAAGCAAUCAAAGACGCAGAUAUGGUGUUAUUGCAUCUCAACAGCUUGGGAUUCAGAAUAAACAUGGAAAAGAGCCGCUUAGAGCCAGCUCAGCACGCAGAAUAUCUGGGGCUCAGUAUAAACUCCCUCUCUUAUCGAGUCACUCUGACAGAGAGGAGGAUCGCGUCAUUCACUCAAUGUCUCUCCCGUUUUCAGACGGGGAAAGUUGUCCCGUUCAGACUGUGCCUGCGAAUGCUGGGCUUAAUGGCUUCAGUGAUAUCUGUAGUACGACUGGGACUACUAAUAAUGAGAGACUUUCAGCGCUGGGUCGCGCAUCUGCGUCUGUGUUCUCGGCGUCAUCUCAACCGACAGGUGAGAGUGACGUAUGCGUGCGUCAGAGCGCUCAGACGUUGGAAAAGCCCCGCGACCCUCAGAUCGGGGAUUCCCCUGGGGGCAGUGUCGUCGAGAGUCACUAUGACGACGGACGCAUCAUUAAAGGGCUGGGGAGCGACUCUAAUGGGCAGAACUGUGAACGGCGUUUGGCCCCCUCAGCUAAUUCACAAACACAUAAAUUACUUGGAAUUGUUGGCAGUGUUUCUAGCGCUGAAACAUUUUCUGAGCUUCAUCAGGGGUCAGCAUGUUUUAGUGAAAACAGACAAUUCCACAGUGGUUGCUUAUAUCAACCGACAGGGAGGCACACGCUCUCUUCAGCUGCACCAGCUGGCAAAAGAGCUGAUUGUGUGGUGCGACAUAAGUCUUUUAUCCAUCAGGGCAACCCAUGUUCCAGGGAUAUUGAACAGGGGGGCAGACUUGUUGUCCAGAGGAAAUCCCCUGUACGGAGAGUGGAAGCUUCAUCCCCAGGUGGUGAAGCAGAUAUGGCAGAGAUACGGCCAGGCGGUCGUAGAUCUCUUCGCCUCGCAGGAAAACGCCCAAUGUCCUCUGUACUUCUCUCUGGCAGACGGAAAUGCACCAUUGGGUGUGGAUGCUUUAGCCCACCAAUGGCCAAAUGUCCUGCUGUAUGCAUUUCCCCCUCUGAGCCUGAUUUCACCCACUCUAGCCAGGGUGAGGGAAAUGGGAUUGUCGCUGAUACUGAUAGCCCCACGUUGGCCUUCCAGACCUUGGGUGGCCGAGAUUGUUCAACUACUGUCGGGUCAGCCGUGGCCCCUCCCUCCCCGGAGGGACCUCCUGUCACAAGCGGGGGGGGAAAUCUACCAUCCUCACCCAGACAGGAUAGCUCUCUGGGCCUGGCCCGUGAAAGGUGGAAUUUAAGUGCAGCAGGUCUGCCCCCAUCGGUCAUACACACUAUACAGAGUGCAAGAGCCUCUUCCACUCGUUCACUGUAUAGUAAUAAGUGGCGAGUCUUUGAUGAAUGGUGUGGACGGAUUCAUAUUGUCCCUUUUCAAUGUUCAGUGAGGGACAUUUUAUGUUUCCUGCAGGAUCUGCUAGAUAAAGGGAAAGCUUUUUCUACAAUAAAGGUAUACUUAGCGGCUAUAUCUGCUUGUCAUGUGGGUUUUGGUGACAAGACAGCAGGUCAGCACCCUUUAAUAAGUCGAUUUAUGAAGGGGGCACGACGUAAGAGGCCAGGGGCCAGGCGAAUGGUCCCAUUGUGGGAUUUGUCUACAGUCUUAGAGGCCCUUUCUCAACACCCUUUUGAGCCAAUGGAAGCUAUAGGGUUAAAGUUUCUCUCGCUCAAGACAGCACUACUGUUAGCGCUGGUGUCAGCUAAGAGGGUGAGUGACUUACAGGCACUGUCGGUCAGCCCAUCUUGUCUGCAGUUUUCUGCAGGGUUUACAAGGGUUUCCUUUCGCCCUAACCCGGCGUUCGUACCUAAAGUAGUGGAUUCGUCAUAUAGAUGUCAAACUACAGAUCUUGCAGCUUUUCACCCUCCUCCGUUCUCUUCUCCAGAGGAGGGGAGGUUGAAUGCCUUGUGUCCUGUACGAGCACUUCGUGUGUACGUAGAAAGGACAGCAGGUUUCAGGAAAAAUGACCAACUGUUCGUGUCAUGGGCUACUCCUCACAAGGGGAAGCCAUUGUCACGUCAGCGACUGUCCCACUGGAUUGUAGAAGCUAUUUCCUUAGCAUAUGCAUGCAGAGGUUCCCAACCUCCCGAGGGCUUAAGGGCCCACUCAACUAGGGGCAUGGCGACAUCAUGGGCCUUACUCAGAGGUGUUUCGGUCCAGGAGAUCUGUGCUGCAGCAAGCUGGGCCACACCGCACACUUUUGUGCGAUUUUAUAGACUGAACGUGUCUGAGCCAUCCUUAGCUCAUGCAGUGUUAGGAGUCAGCACGUCAAGUCCCAUAUGAUUGGUAUAGCGUAUGUUGCAAUCCGGGAGUGGUCUAUAUCUCCCAUAGUGAAACACCGAGCGAAGUUAGAAAAAGAACGAUGGGUUACUUAACGUAAUCCCAGGUUCUUUGAUAACAGAGUGAGGUGUUUCACCAACACUUCCCUCCUUGCAUAGGAACGGGAAGAAAUCUCUCUUAAUGACUUCGUAGGGGUCGACCUGAGUAAUAUAGGUGGGGGCGGAGCCUGAUCUCAGGUCGACCUGUCUGUCAAAGACAGACGUGGUGGCAUAGGAGCUUCCGUAGUUGGUCACGCCCAAAGCGAUUCCCAUAGUGAAA
Molecule: messenger RNA, 4699 nt
Organism: Carassius gibelio (silver crucian carp)
Lineage: Eukaryota; Metazoa; Chordata; Actinopteri; Cypriniformes; Cyprinidae
Exons: 1
Coding region: 944-4384 (1146 amino acids)
Biological process (GO): DNA recombination; DNA integration
Molecular function (GO): DNA binding
Source: RefSeq, a predicted model, not a curated record